Messenger RNA from Chelmon rostratus (copperband butterflyfish), 1683 nucleotides. RefSeq names its product G protein-coupled receptor 37 like 1a (gene gpr37l1a). Gene Ontology annotation, molecular function: G protein-coupled peptide receptor activity. The record is from RefSeq and is a predicted model, not a curated record. The coding region runs from base 1 to 1683 and encodes 560 amino acids. The transcript is spliced from 2 exons. Gene Ontology annotation, biological process: positive regulation of MAPK cascade; adenylate cyclase-inhibiting G protein-coupled receptor signaling pathway. Lineage: Eukaryota; Metazoa; Chordata; Actinopteri; Chaetodontiformes; Chaetodontidae. Gene Ontology annotation, cellular component: plasma membrane; signaling receptor complex.
AUGAGCCCGAUUCUGUUCCUUUUGCUUCUGUUUCUGCGGACCGCGGAGCUCCGUCACGUCCACACAGACCGUGAGUUUCACCCCGGGUCCGCGCUGGCGGUGCAGCGGGCGGAGGAUGCUGCUGCGGAUACAAAAGAGUUUCUCUCCCCGGAAAGGACUUCUCUGGACCGGGUUGAAAGCGCAAAAGUUUCCGACCCGAAUCGAGUCGCCCGAGGAGCCAAAGAUAGGAAUGCGGGUAAAAGAGACCCGCACUCCCCGAGCAGUUUCGGACAUCCUCGGCGGUACGACGACCCGAGCGGUUACUUCACCACACCGCGGACCGGUCGGGACGCCUCCGCCCCGCCGGGUAACUCCUCGUCAGGCCACGGGUCCGGGCUCCUCAACCCGCUGUUCCCGGUCACCGACGGCUCCUACUGGGCCUACGCAGUCAUGCUGCUCGCGCUCGUGCUGUUCGCGGCGGGCAUCGUGGGGAACCUCGCGCUCAUGUGCAUCGUGUGGCAUAACUUCUACCUUAAGAGCGCGUGGAACUGCAUCCUGGCGGGGCUCGCGUUCUGGGAUUUCCUCGUGCUGUUCUUCUGCCUUCCUGUGGUCGUCUUCCACGAGCUCACCUUGAAGAGGUUGCUAGGAGACCUGUCCUGUCGGCUCGUGCCCUAUCUGGAGGUGACCUCUCUGGGAGUGGCCACAUUCAGCCUCUGUGCUCUGAGUAUUGAUCGUUUCCAUGCAGCCACCGGCCCUGGGUCCCUUCAGACGCCGAAGGUGGAGCCCUGCCAGUCCAUCUUGUCCAAGCUGUCCGUCAUCUGGGUGGGCUCCAUGGUGCUGGCCGCCCCGGAGCUGCUGCUGUGGCAGCUCCUCCAGGAAACCGUCAGCCUGCCGACGCUCCCCACCGACCUGCAGCAGAGCCAGCCGGGAGGCUCACUGAUGGCUGCCUUCAGGGCCCGGACAGACAAAUUUAAGGUGGAUAUCUGUGUCCGUGAGCCGUCUGCGGAGCUCCCUGACAGCAUCUACUCUCUGGUGCUGACCUACCACGAGGCCCGCAUGUGGUGGUUCUUUGGGUGCUACAUCUGUUUGCCUCUGCUCUUCACUCUGGCCUGCGACUUGGUGACGAGGCAAGUGUUAGCCCAGCGCCUGCCGCAGAAACCCGCCGGUGAAAAGGUGACCAGCAGAUGCUCCUCCUCCUCUUCGUCUUCCUCCCCGACAAAGAAAAAGCAGCAUGUUAGAGAGCAGAGGCUGCGCUCCACCGUGAUGGCGCUCACCAUCUUGUACAUCGCGUGCAACCUGCCUGAGAGCAUUUGUAACAUCACGCUGGCGUACGUCUCCGAGCACGUGUCCGCCGCGCUCCCAGCUCUGGCUCUGCCAGCUCUGGGUCUGAUUGGACAGUUUUUGCUGUUCAUGCGUUGCUCGGCGACGCCGGUGUUGCUGCUGUUCCUUUGCCACUCGCUGGGUCAGGCCUUCAUGGACUGCUGCUGCUGCUGCUGUGAAGAGUGCCUCCCCGACGGCAACUCCUCUUCAUCCUCAUCUGCUUCGACCACCGCCACCUCCAACCUCUCCUCUCCCACAUCGCCCUCUCCCUCGUCCCUGUCUCCUUCCAGCAAAGAGGAGAUGAAGAGCAUGUUGGUGACAGAACCAGCAGUCUGCUACGACAGAGCAAAGGACUCCUCACCAGCUCUCGGGACGCCCUGCUGA